GCUUAAUAUUCUUUAUCGGCAUUCUUUCACACAACCAGCAAAUGUAUAAUUUGCUUGGCAAAUAAUAGGUAAAGUGAAAAAGACGAUUAUCAGUUAAUAUCAUGCUUUGAUUCUUAGACUCGCAGGUCAAUUAGUUGUAUGGUGACCACGAAUAUGACACGAAGAAGUAAAGUAAUCGAACCGCGUAUAAUAUAAAAUACAAACAGGUUUAACAUUUGCAAGACAUUAUACGUAUUAACGGUACAUCGGUACGUGCUUCUUCUAGUCUAUUGACUAUAAUACUGUUCGCAAAUAUCUACCGAUGGGAAGUUUAAUACAUCAUUUGAAUUAAUUCAACCGCAUUGAGUACUUGAACUUCAUUGAAUUUUGUAAAUAAUUUUUGUGUGUGACUGAAUGAUGUGAUUUUGAGUACGUUUUCUGUGCAUGAAACGUUUAAACAUUUUUUUAGGCAUGUUAAAAAACGGUAGAUUUCUAAUUGCAUUUGUGGUGCUGUUUAGUUGCUGUGAAAAUGGAGUAACAAACGCAGUUCGCAUACCAAGGGCAAUACCACUAGCCGAUAGUGAUGUUCUUACCAUUCGCGAUAACGCUCUAAACAACAGUGAAUCCGUAUUAGGAACCGAUCGUAAUCCGUUUGUUCAAUGGAUAGCCGGACUUCUUGGCUUCACAACUACGGAAAAACCGUCGAUAUUAAUGCCACCGGAAAAAUGUGAUGAUUGCAAAUGUGGCAGAAUAAAUACAAAGAAUCGAAUAGUCGGUGGCGAAGAGACACAAGUUAAUCAAUAUCCAUGGAUGGCAUUGUUAAUGUAUUCUGGUAGAUUCUACUGUGGCGGUACACUAAUUAAUGACCGGUAUGUAUUAACUGCAGCGCAUUGUGUGAGUGGCUUCAAUAAGGACAGAAUCAGUGUGCGUUUGCUGGAACACGAUCGAUCAACGAAGGAUGGAACAUCAACGAUAACACUAAAUGUGAAACGAAUUGUCAAACAUGCGGGCUAUGCUUCCUCUAACUUCAAUAAUGACAUAGCUCUUUUGCAAUUGACUGAAACAGUUAAAUUCGACACUCUUCUGCGACCAGUGUGUCUUCCAACGCCCGGAAAAAGUUUUACAGGGCUAGACGGUAUCGUAACAGGUUGGGGAGCUACGUCAGAGCAUGGCGACAUUUCAGAUACGCUAAUGGAAGUUACUGUUCCAAUUCAAUCGAACGAUGAUUGUAAAAAAAGUGGUUAUGGAGAGUCUAGAAUCACCGAAAACAUGCUCUGUGCUGGGUUUAAGGAAGGGAAAAAAGACUCGUGUCAGGGUGAUAGCGGCGGACCGAUGCAUAUAAAAAACGACACCAUAUAUCAAAUCGUAGGUGUGGUGUCCUGGGGUGAAGGUUGUGCAAAGCCGAAUUUUCCAGGAGUAUACUCAAGAGUAAACAGGUACGGAACGUGGAUCAGAAGCAACACAAAGGACGCCUGUUAUUGCGAACCCUGACCGAUUUCUUACUAGCUGAAAAUAAAUUAUUUAACUAUAAAAUUGAA
Messenger RNA from Bradysia coprophila, 1517 nucleotides. Its product is annotated as trypsin-1-like. Gene Ontology annotation, biological process: proteolysis. NCBI's taxonomy places the organism in Eukaryota, Metazoa, Arthropoda, Insecta, Diptera, Sciaridae. Gene Ontology annotation, molecular function: serine-type endopeptidase activity. The record is from RefSeq and is a predicted model, not a curated record.